Messenger RNA from Mycotypha africana, 1254 nucleotides. Its product is annotated as aspartic peptidase domain-containing protein. Gene Ontology annotation, biological process: proteolysis. Bases 1 to 1254 code for a protein of 417 amino acids. The transcript is spliced from 3 exons. Gene Ontology annotation, molecular function: aspartic-type endopeptidase activity. Lineage: Eukaryota; Fungi; Mucoromycota; Mucoromycetes; Mucorales; Mycotyphaceae. The record is from RefSeq and is a predicted model, not a curated record.
AUGAAAUCAGUUUUGUUCUACAGUGCAGCAGUUGCUUUAAUAAGCUCCGUUUUUGCCGAUCCGAUCAGAGUCCCACUUCAUCGCUAUAACAAACGACACCAUAGCCAUGAUUAUAUCGCCGUGCCUGCCGACAACUUAAUGAACGGCAUGAUGGGUGGUACAAUUUCCAUUGGUAACCCACCACAAAACUUUACUGUUGCUUUCGAUACAUCCACCGGUUUUUCCUGGGUGCGUGGACCUCAGUGUGGAGUAGAGAACUGUGAAGAUCGUAAGAUUUACGACCCCAGACAGUCAAGUACUGCUAUUUCCUCAGGCAGGUCCUUUUCAAUGGAUUAUGGUGAGGGUUUUGUCAAUACAACCUUAUACCGUGAUACUUUCCGUUUUGCCGGUCUUGAAGUAAAGAAUAUGACAUUCGGUGCUGCGUAUAUGAUGGAAUAUUUCGAUAAAGGAUUUGAUGGUUAUCUUGGUCUCGGACGUAAUGUCAAUAUGAGUGCUUAUGGUUCGCAAUUUGCCAAGCGUGAUUUGAGCUCGUCAAGUUUUGUACCCAAUGCUUUCCAGCAAAGUAGCGGUUUAUCCAGUGCUCAAUUUGGUAUGUAUACCACCACCUCCGGCAAUGGUUUCUCUGACUCAGGUGUUGUAUCCGGGGUUGCCCUUAAUGGUAUUCGCGAUGAUAACUAUUCUCUUGUCAAACGUAAUGAUGAGCCUGAUGGUUAUCUUAUUCUCGGUGGUGUUGCUAAAGAUGUUAUUCGUGGUAAACUGUACCACAUGGAUAUUGACGAUGAUUAUCCAGAAAAUUGGGCUGUGCCCGUCAGCCAAGUCAGUUUUGUAGGCGAAAAUAACUUCAAAGUUCACAAACAUGCCAGAGCAGUUUUCAGUUCUUCAACAGAUGUCAUUGGCUUACCUAACGAUCAAGCUGCCGAAUUCCAAAAGCACUGGUACGCUGAAUAUGACAAGCCUGACAAUACAUUCAAAAUUCCUUGUUGUUUGAUGGAAAGAUUACCCAACUUUAAGAUUACUCUUGGUGACGUCAAGAUCACCCUUCCUCCUCGUUAUUGGAGUCAUCCUCGUCCAGUCACCAGCUGCUGUGAAAUGUGCCGCUCUCAUAUCGGCAAGAGUGAAUCUGAUACUGACUACGUUAUCGGUUCUGCCCUUACCAACUCCUUCUAUACUCAAUUUAAUUCUGAAAAGAAUACUGUCAGUCUAGGUAUCAAGAAAAACCAAAUCGAUGACGGACUUCGUCUUUCAAAGGCUUAA